Molecule: messenger RNA, 5605 nt
Organism: Hymenoscyphus albidus
Lineage: Eukaryota; Fungi; Ascomycota; Leotiomycetes; Helotiales; Helotiaceae
Source: the annotation of a GenBank genome assembly
CUCUGCCAGUAAGGGAACCCCUCUAAAAUAGGCCUUGGGUCCGUCCUACAGUAGGUUCCUUUCGCAGUAGUGGCCCGCGUGCUCUCCUGUCUCUCCUGUCUCUCCUGUCCUCUGGUCCCUGGAGUCCCUCCUGUCCGCCCUUGCUAGCGUUGCCUCAUUAGGCCAUUCUUCAACCUGGACCUCGCUCUCCUCUCUCACUCUCUUAGGCCCAUCGGUAUUCACGACUCCUAGUGUGGUAGCUUCAUACCUUCAUCCCUUCCUCCACCCACCAGACAAAGCAAAAUCCCACGCAUAGCACACGCCCAAACACAACAGCCUCAGCGUGGUGUCUAGCCUCUACUCCACCUACCCUCCACUCUAUUCUCCUUCCAUGCCGCUGAGCUCUAACGGCCGUAUAAUCACUCCACGCCGAUCUGAUACCUAGUGCCCAGUACCGUGUUGCCUCUGCUACUCGCUGUCUCUUUGCACUGCACUGCACCCACGCACCCUACACAACCACAAACCUCCCGCACCCCUCGCGCACACAGUGGCCCUCUCAGAGAUCGGCCGCAACCUCCGCCACUACACUGGUUCCCCAACUUUAACAUUCACUAGGCGGAAACCCUCUGGAACCCACACCUAACCUCGACUCCAUUGACCACCUGUCUUGCCUCUUUCUUCCCCUCCUCGCCCUCAAACACCCAGCCCAGCCUCAAUUCCACCUUGAAGCAGCGCUGGUACGUAACCCUCGCGUCUUCUCCACGAACACCGCGUUGGCUGUGGCUAUUGCUCUGCCCAACUUCAAUUUCUCCCCCCAAAAGGACCACGAAAUCACCCGGCCGUGAAGUAUAUGGAGGGCCAGCCUUCAUCUGCCAAUUCUCAAUAUCAAUAUCAGUCAGCACAGUGGUCGCGACUGGUGCGGCGAAACACUCUCGCAGACUCGACCCCCUCUUCAUCACCGAGUAUUGCUUCUUCCACUCAACUUCCUACCCCUCAACUCGACCUCCUCCCGAUUCUCCUUCCCCAGCAUUCCUCAUUCCACCAAGCCCAGCUUGCCAAGUACAACAGACUCAUAGCUUCAGCGAGAGCGACACGCCUACAAUCCUCACCUCUUCCACCUCUGCUGUCUGCUCAACACAUUCAGGCUGUGCCUGGUCUACGAUCCGGCUCAAGUGGCGGCAAUACGGCAAGAACUACGAAGCUUGGUGCUCGGGUUGGUCAUGGGAAUAAGGAACCUCGCAAAUCCAGUAAAGGCGAGCGUGCGCUCAUAACAGAGCAGGAAAAUCCCGCUAUCAUGCCGGGAAAGAAGUUGGACAUGACCAACCAGCUGCCCCCUAGACCGCGUAUACACCACCAAAAUACCAGUCUUUCCCAUCAAUCAAGUUCUGUUCCGUCGACACCACAUCAACAUGCACGCAAAUUCUCCUUCGAGUCGAGAGAACCCUCUCCCAAUGCUACAAAUAAUCAUUCGCCUCGGUCCGCAUAUUCGGAGUCGAACAUCAUACUUCCAUCCGCUAAAAUACCGCCACCCAGAGGAGGAUGUCGUUACGAGACCGCCAUGGCACACACGAAGCGCAGAAUGCCAUAUAGCAUUGGGGCCGAGAGACUGGAAAAGCAGAACACGGCAAGUGUGAAAAGCAAGCUGUCUGAAGAUGAGGAGCGGAUUUUGUCUACGGAUAUGCGGGAACUAUACGACCGGUUAUUACCUACUCCUGCGAGCGAAGCGCGAAGGAAAAUGCUAAUAGAGAAAUUGGAGAAACUGUUUAAUGAGGAAUGGCCGGGGCAUGAUAUCAAGGUGCACGUAUUUGGAUCAUCGGGGAAUUUACUCUGUACAGAUGAAUCGGAUGGUUAGUGUGCAAUUUUGGGAUGGUUCGAUUCAUGUGCUAAUGAGAUGUUAGUGGACAUAUGUAUAACGACAGAUGCCAAAGAGAUGGAAGGUGUUUGUCUGAUCGCGGAUCUUCUCGCUAAGAGUAAGCUCAAUUCAGCUGAUUACAGCCACUGAGGAAGCCCCCACUAACAUUGUACAUCAGAUGGGAUGGAAAGGGUCAUUUGUGUUUCCACUGCCAAGGUUCCAAUUGUCAAGAUCUGGGAUCCCGAGCUCCGCCUGGCAUGCGACAUGAAUGUCAACAACACACUUGCUCUUGAGAAUACUCGAAUGAUCAAGACAUACGUCCUCAUUGACGAUCGAGUAAGGCCUCUCGCUAUGAUUAUCAAACAUUGGACAAAGAGAAGGAUAGUGAAUGAUGCUGGUAUGGAUACCCCUUUGGAAGUUAGGAUAAUGUUUAUGGAUCUAACCUGCAAACAGCUUUUGGUGGCACGCUCAGUUCGUACACUUGGAUAUGCAUGAUUAUUUACUUCCUUCAAACUCGAAACCCCUCUGUAUUACCAGCCCUCCACCAACGACCUCACCUGAAACUCCCUUCAAAAGACGGGCUCGAAAGUGCAUUUGCGGAUGACUUGGACGCAUUGAAAGGACAUGGGGCCAAAAAUAAGGAAACACUGGGAGAGCUCUUGUUUGCAUUUUUUCGAUUUUACGGGUACGAGUUCGAUUACGAAAAGCAGGUGGUUUCUGUCCGGAAUGGGAAGUCGAUAACAAAAAUCGAGAAGAAGUGGCAUCAGGCCAAUAAUAACGCACUUUGUGUAGAGGAGCCUUUCAAUGUUGGACGAAAUCUGGGAAAUACCGCGGAUGAUACGUCGUUUCGAGGAUUACAUUUGGAAAUCAGGCGCGCCUUCGAUCUUGUGGCACAAGGGAAACUAGAAGAAUGUUGUGAGCAGUUUCAAUAUCCCAAAGAGGAGGAGAGAGUGUGGGAGAGGCCUCCACCCAAACCCAGGCCUGUCCUGCGUAGUACUUCACAGUCAACCCGAGGGAGAGGCGGCAAUCGAGGCGGCGGACGACAUAACCAAAAUAAUCGCAAUAAUAACAGUAAUCGAAGAGCCUCAAGCGCAGGGUACGAUAGCAACGCCCCCUAUAAUCCCGGGGCCCUUCCCCAGAACAUGACGGCUCAAGACAUAUGGCUUCAACGUCAAGCACAGGCUCAGUUGCACAACGAUUUAUAUACGACGUACUCGGUAUUGCAAGCGCAAGAGAACAGUCUGCGUCUUCAGCUAUAUAACCAAUCCCAAGGGUAUUUGCAAGCUCAACAGAAUCAAGCCUACGCACAGUCCCAGCAGGCUCAAAGUGCUUCUGGAUCAAGGACGGACAGAGGUUCCGAUCGAAAUCGAACGAGUUCAUUUGAUCAACCACCACUGACUGCUCCUCUUCGACCCGACAUGUACUUCUAUCCCAUAGGUUACCCAAGUUAUGGUUAUCAGACUCCAAGUACCAACCCUUCUUCGCCAUCUCUCAGCGCAGCAGUACCCGAAUUGAGGAGAAGCAUGCAUCGAUCAAACGCAGCCAAUGGUGUCGGUCAAAAUGGGCAGUCAAGUAGUUCACUUCGGUCGCACUCGCAACCUGCUGUGCGGUCUUCUUCCGGACAUAUGGCAGUGCAAGCAGUUGGAAUUUCGAAUCCUGGACUUGGUAUAUAUCAAUCGGCAAGGCAACCCACUGGUGUUCCUAUACCAAAUUUCAUUGCCGACGAAAAUCCCGAUCUAGGUGUUCCUGCUACCACCCCCCCAACAGAAGAUCCUCCCAAAGAAUAUGUGGGCUAUUAUGUUAACCAGACACGGCCGAAUCCUAUGCGAAGAGAAUCUGCAUUGGCUAUUCCGGCAUUUGGGGACCUUGCGCAUGGUGGCCGUAGGCGGCUUUCCACGGAUCAACUUCCGCAAUCCAUACUUGAUCGACUAAAGCGAGCAUCUCGUUCUCCAUCUCCACUUGGACAUGAUCGAACGUAUUCUACUGGGGGACCUCAUACGAUACCAUUUAAUUCGAUGCAGCCACAACACGGGAUUUCAAGUUCUAAUUUGCGUGCUUUGAACAUCCAAGCUCCCGCUGUUGUUAAUGGGUCUAACGUACCUGCUCCCGUUUCGAUUCCAAAUUGGCAAGCUUCUGUCAAUGGUGCGGUUAUGAUUGAUGACCAAAGCAGCUAUAUUGCGGUAGGUUCAUUGGACUCGGCAUCGCAAACAUCUGGAAUGAUCAGUGAGACACCAGAAAGUGAUGAAGAGCUGCCUGGACAAUUAACGCCCAGAGACCACCGAUAUGAGAUUCGAGCUGAGACUUUGCUGGAUAAUUGUUCUAAUACACAGGGCAUGAGCAUACCCAGGACACCCGAAAACCCAGUCAAGCAAACUAAUGGUCGUAUGGUCGCUGAGCUCCCGCCACGAUUAUCCCCAAAUUCGCGUAAUCGGUUAGCGAGGCAAAAUGGCGGGAUGUCUCCUCUUGAUAUUGGGGCUGGUCACCAUGAUGGUCUACGUGAAGAGUUACCGCAUCUAUCUCCUGUCUAUGAAACUCUAACUCCUUCUCCAACUGCGAAUCGAAAGUUUGAACCAUUGUCAGACCACAAGAGCAGUAGGGUUUCUAUGAAGAUCAUAGGUGAUAAUGGAGAGCUUAAUAGAUCAACACAUGAAUCUGAUCAAAAAUCAACCAGCUUAGAGCAAAGAUGGGACCAGAAGUUGGUCGGCCUAGAGCUCAAAUCGGAUCAGAAACCAUCCCAAAAACCAGUCAACUCGGAACAAAGAUCCGACAAGGCGGAAAUCAAAUCAGCCAAACCUGAGCCACAGACUGGUGGUGUUAACAACGGACACCAGGCCAAGCAGACUGGCACACUUCAUAAACCAAACGGGCAUACACGAGGGUCUAAGAGUGAAGGUGGAUCAUCUGGAACUUGGCAAAAGAUUACCAAAGGCGGCAAGAAGAAGGGCGCAACAACAGAGAUGAAAAGCUCUGUGAAUGGCCAACCACAAAGAGAGAAGUUGCCAAACAAUGAAUCUGAACGAAAGGGUGGUUAAGCCCAUCCUAUAUGUUUGGGGAAUAUAACUCGAAGCCUGCAAUGGCCCAAUCGGACGUCGCCCCAAAGAUGAUCAGAAUCGCAGCGUCCUAGCUCCUAGCUCCCAACCAGCACUACCCAGGCAUCUUUUGGUUACACGAGUAGCCACCCACGUGAACUUGUUUUGUUACCUUGCACUUCUUGUCAGUUUCGCUCAGAUUUCAAAGUCGGUCUUUUCUGCUUGUCGGAUUAGGGGCAGCUAUAGGAUGGGUAUAAUAUCAGCAAUUUCGUCACCUCUGAAACUUUUUCAUUUGUUUCAUUUGCCGCUUGAAAAGUUUGAUGAACCGUCAUCGUUCAUUAUAGGAGAGGUUGAUAGGUUAGGGGCCUAUCCGAAAGCGUUGAAUUGUUUUGUUUUUGUAAUUGAAGCAUUUGCAGCGGAUUCAUAAGGGCCUGGUUUUGAGAUGUUUUUUUUUUUUUUUGCGUUUGGGAUUGGGAUUGGUUCUGGUCUUUGAUAUACAUUGCAUGCAUGGGGGUCUGAAACUGGCAUAUUACAUUUCUGCGGUACACUCGAAAAACUUUUACACAUAACUGGUGUUAUUGGCAGUCUUUGAUGAUUUGGCAUGGCGCUGUGUUCAAUUAGGAGAGGGAACCAGCGAGCGAGAGUGCGGUCGACCAGGGGCGAAAAGAUGAGAAAAGGGUUGUUUGUGACAAGAUAUGGGCAUCCCUGUGUAUGUUUAUAGCGGCUAUGGAUGGAUUCAUGAAGA